AUGGAUAUCUCGAAAACCAAGCAAUUGUCAUCAUCUUCGAAUUUAUACGAUGAUUUGCGUAAUUUCAAUUCAUUAUCCAGUGGAAAAAAACCAUCGCGUAGUACAUCAACUAUUGAAUAUGUUAGUCCAUAUCGAAUGGAAGGUCCACAGGUAAAACGACCUACGGUAAGCUUGAUCUUGCCUGCACCAACAACAUUGGAUACAAUUGUAUCCAUUGAUGAUACAAAACAAUCAACAAUAAAUGAACUAGAAAAUAAAUAUGAAGAUCAAAAUUCGGUAAUAGAAGUAGAUGAUUAUUCAUGUAUAUGUUGGAUCGUACGGAAAAUAAUAGAAUUGAUUUCUAUAGCUUUGUUUACUUGUCUUAUUGGUAUGUUUAUCUUUACUAUACUUUUCUGUGUUUUCGAUACUUAUUGGCUUGAACAACCAGUUAUCAAUAAUUCAUCAUGGUCGUGGUGGUUCGACAAUGAUAAUAAUAAUAGUAGUUUUUGA
Molecule: messenger RNA, 489 nt
Organism: Adineta steineri
Lineage: Eukaryota; Metazoa; Rotifera; Eurotatoria; Adinetida; Adinetidae
Source: the annotation of a GenBank genome assembly